Wyeomyia smithii (pitcher-plant mosquito) is the source of this 529-nucleotide messenger RNA. It is a transcript of the gene RpL30, whose product is annotated as 60S ribosomal protein L30. Bases 124 to 474 code for a protein of 116 amino acids. Lineage: Eukaryota; Metazoa; Arthropoda; Insecta; Diptera; Culicidae. The record is from RefSeq and is a predicted model, not a curated record. Gene Ontology annotation, molecular function: RNA binding; structural constituent of ribosome. Gene Ontology annotation, cellular component: cytosolic large ribosomal subunit. The transcript has 4 exons.
GACAGCUACUUCGCACUGUUAUGUUGGUAACUGCUCGAUGCGCGACAAAUCGUUUUUCUUUUCGUCAUCCGGUGUUUGUGAAGUUCAGACCCGUCGCCUAACGCGUAAAACUGUUUUGGCAUCAUGGUUACCGCAAAGAAGCAGAAAAAAGCUUUAGAGAGCAUCAACUCUCGCCUGGCGCUGGUGAUGAAAUCCGGCAAAUAUUGCCUGGGCUACAAGCAAACCCUGAAAACUCUUCGACAGGGAAAGGCAAAACUGAUCAUUAUUGCUAACAACACUCCACACCUCAGGAAAUCCGAGAUCGAGUACUAUGCUAUGCUGGCAAAAACCGGUGUGCACCACUACAACGGAAACAAUAUCGAGCUGGGAACCGCCUGCGGAAAGUACUUCCGAGUUUGCACCCUGUCGAUUACCGAUGCCGGCGAUUCGGAUAUCAUCCGAACACUGCCGGAGGCUCAGGCUGCUGGACAGUGAGGCGAAACCGGUGGGCAAAGCGUUUGUUGACAUUCAAUAAAUGGUUUACGAUGUA